Messenger RNA from Staurois parvus, 411 nucleotides. The record is from the annotation of a GenBank genome assembly. NCBI's taxonomy places the organism in Eukaryota, Metazoa, Chordata, Amphibia, Anura, Ranidae.
GCCCAGGCUGGAGCAGGGGUCAGCAAGGUAAGUAUCAUUGGUAUCAGUGGGAGGAAUAGUGCCCCAUCAUUGGUGUCGGGAGUAAACAAUGCCACACCAUUGGUAUUAGGGGGAGUAAUAGCACCCCUUCAUUGGUAUCAAUGGAAGGAAUCAGUGUCCCAUCAUUGGUGUCAGUGGGAGGGAUAGUGUCCCAUUGUUGGUGUCAGUGGGAGGAAUAGUGCCCCAUCAUUGAGGUCAGUAGGAGCAAUAGUGCCCCAUCAUUGGUAUCAAUGAGAGGAAUAGUGCCCCAAUGUUGGUGUCAGUGGGAGGAAUAGUGUCCCAUGAUUGGUGUCAAUGGGAGGAAUAGUGACUCCAUCAUUGGUGUCAGUGGGAGAAAUAGUGUCCCAUCAUUGGUGUCAGUGGGAGGAAUAG